Molecule: messenger RNA, 165 nt
Organism: Trichoderma gamsii
Lineage: Eukaryota; Fungi; Ascomycota; Sordariomycetes; Hypocreales; Hypocreaceae
Exons: 2
Coding region: 1-165 (54 amino acids)
Source: RefSeq, a predicted model, not a curated record
AUGAAGACGACUUUCUUCCUCGCUCUGCUCUCAACGGCGGUCUCAUUUGCCGCUGCUGAUAUCGUCAUCACGCCGGUAUUCGCAGACCAGAUUGUGCAGAAGCAAUCUGGAGACUGCUUCUUUGGCGUUGUAACACCUCAGGGAUGCGCACCCCAACGAGGAUAG